Messenger RNA from Doryrhamphus excisus (bluestripe pipefish), 3275 nucleotides. RefSeq lists its product as uncharacterized. Gene Ontology annotation, cellular component: nucleus. The record is from RefSeq and is a predicted model, not a curated record. Gene Ontology annotation, biological process: regulation of gene expression. NCBI's taxonomy places the organism in Eukaryota, Metazoa, Chordata, Actinopteri, Syngnathiformes, Syngnathidae.
GCCAUCUUUGAAAUACAUUCCAUUUCUGGGUGGCCUUCCGACAAAAACACAAAGGAUAUUUAAAGUAUUUCAUGUGAACGACACAGAAAGAAAGCGACUGUGACACGAAUUUCAGUAUGAACUUGUCUCAAUGAACUUUGAAGCUUCUCAGGCUAGCAUAGCUUCCUCGCUGCUAGGAAAGCAACCCGGAAGUUAUCAACACAUCGCUCAGCAGAGGCCAAGCUUGAGUGUAAAAUGUCCUGAUUGUGUGGGAGUGUAUGAAGUAUAAAUGUCGAUAACGUUGGUGGGAUCAGCGACUAACUGCGGCUUUCGUGAGAAAGAACGAGAGCGGAGUAUGAAGAUGAACUUACUGGAUCAAGAAGAGAACUAACGACAACGUUAACUACGGACAGUUUUCUGAAAGCAUCAAGUUGUGUUACCCUGAGCAGAUGUCCGUCAAGAACAUCUUCCCUCUGAGCAGCACCAGUGGAUGCGCUCCAGGAUGGAAGAGGAGGAACCGCAGCCCCCACACGUGAAAGAGGAAGCGGAGGAAACGCAGCCCCUUCACAUUAAAGAUGAACAGGAGGAGUCACAACCCCCUGACAUUAAAGUGGAAGCCCCUCCCCAUUUUAGAGAGGAAGAAGAUGACCCACAGUAUUUCUACCUUGAAAAGGAAGAGGAAGCGCCACAGCCUCCUCGCAUUAAAGAGGAAGAGGAGGAGCCACAGCCCCCCUGUAGUACAGAGGAAGAGGAGCAUCUCAGCAUCAGACACAAAGGAGAAACAAAGGAGCGUUCAGUUGUUGUUGGCCAUGAAAGUAGUGUGGUGUGUGGUAAGAGAUUCUCUCGAAAAUGUUCUUUAAAAAGACACACAGAGACACACACACAUUCUGCCUGCUCAGUUUUUGGUGAAGGAAUCUUUGAUCCGUCACAUUUGAAAGAAGACACAAGAAUACACACUGAAGAGAAACAUUUUCCUUGCACAGUGUGUGAUAAAAUAUUCUCUAAGAAAGGUCAUUUAAAAUUACAUACAAUUGUCCAUGCAGGAGAGAAACCUUUUUCUUGCACGGUGUGUGGUAAACAAUUCUCUCAGAAAGGCAAUUUAAAAUUACACACAAUUGUACACACUGGAGAGAAACCUUUUUCUUGCUUGGUGUGUGGUAAAAGAUUCUCUCAAAAACGUAGUUUAAAAAUACACACCAGCGUACACACAGGAGAGAAACCAUUUUCUUGCACAGUGUGCGGCAAAGGAUUCUAUGACAAAUCUGGUUUAAAAACACACACAAGACUACAUACUGGAGAGAAACCUUUUCCUUGCACGGUGUGUGGUGAAAGGUUCUCUCAGAGGGGGAAUUUAAAAAUACACGAAAAUGUACACACUCGAGAGAAAUCUUUUGCCUGCUCAGUUUGUGCUCGAGGAUUCACUACAAAGUCAAAUUUGAGAGCACACACUAAAAUACACACAGGCGAGAAACCUUUUCCUUGUACCGUGUGUGGUAAAAGAUUUUCUCAAAAACGAAGUUUAAAUAUACACACAAGUGUGCACACUGGGGAGAAAGCUCUUUCCUGCACGGUGUGCGGUAAAGGAUUCUAUGACAAAUCUGGUUUACAAAUACAUACAAGAGUACACACUGGAGAGAAACCUUUUCCUUGCACAGUGUGUGGAGAAAGGUUCUCUCACAAGAGCAAUCUAAACAUACACACACGUGUACACACAGGAGAGAAACCUUUUGUAUGCUCGGUUUGUGCUAGAGGAUUCACUAAGAAGUCAUAUUUGACAGCACACACAAAAAUACACAUGGGAGAGAAAACUUUUCCCUGUUCCCUGUGUGGUAAAACCUUCUCUCGAAAGGUAGGUUUAAUAACACACACAAGAAUACACACUGGACACUAGCCUCGUCGCAAUAACACAUUUUACUGGAUGACAAUUAUCCCCCAAAUUAUUGCAGAUAAACGAUAUUAUGGACAUUAUUUAGAAAUAUUGAGAUACCAUUCAUGUAGUGAGAAUGUAUACAAUAAUAACGUGAGUACACCGUGGCAAAAGCAUUAAGCUUUAAUCUUAGUUGGAACGUCAAGAGCUUAUAAUUAAAGUGAAUUAAACGACAUACUAAAUGUAAAAAAAUGUAACAAAUGUGACAAAUAAACGGGCAGCUGCACGGCGGCCGAGUGGUUAGCACGCAGGCCUCACAGCUAGGAGACCGGAGUUUAAUUCCACCCUCGGCCAUCUCUGUGUGGAGUUUGCAUGUUCUCCCUGUGCAUGUGUGGGUUUUCUCCGGGUACUCCGGUUUCCUCCCACAUUCCAAAAACAUGCUAGGUUAAUUGGCCACUCCAAAUUGUCCAUAGGUAUGAAUGUGAGUGUGAAUGGUUGUUUGUCUAUAUGUGCCCUGUGAUUGGCUCAAAAGUUUAAAAGUACACACAAGAGUAUACACUGGAGAGAAACCUUUUUCCUGCUCAGUUUGUGCAAGAGGAUUCAUGAAGAAGUCACACUUGAGAGCGCAUGCGGAAAUCCACACUGGAGAGAAACCUUUUCAUUGCUCAGGGUGUGGUAAUUGUGAGCCCUGAAAGAAGUUUGAGAUGGCUCUGAAUGCUCUGAAUGCAGUUUUUUUCAAACACUGAUGUCACAGGGAGCCAGACUUCCUUAUAAGGGCGUGCCAGGAUAUGCCUGCCCUCCUCCCACCUUUUUCACCGUGCUAGCAUAAGUUAGCGUUUGUUUGUGUUGCAAUAUCGAGUGUACAUGGAGCAUCUUACCUGCAGGCACCGAUGUCUGGAACCCGGGUAGCCGAUGUCGUGGAAAUGUUCCAGUAUUCUGGUUUCUCCUGAGCUCCACCGCACCAGCAGUGCCUACAUUGCCACUCUUUGAGUUCAUACACGGUAAGUCAGGGGCAGCUCUCCGAAGGCUUUAUUCAUUUAUGAUCAACUCUUGUGCCAACAAAAUUCAAAAAUGGGGUUCAGCAGUAGUCUGGAAGUCCUCAGGAGUGCUUGGUAGUGUGACCAAUCACAGCAAAGUGGGCGUGCCUGGAGGCGGGUCAUGGGUGGAAUGAAUGAAAACAGACCGUUUUGGACAUACAGCUGAAUUGGUGCAGAUUAGGGAAGAUCUGGAAAGUUGCUGUGUGGGUUAUUGCGUGGAGAUGCUCUAUGGGAGUCCACAUUUCAAUACAAAGGGCUGAAAGUCAGCACAAUUGGCCCCCAUUUCACAAAAAUGUAAGUUUAUGUUAUGUUUGUUUAUUUCUUGUUUUGUUUGAAAUAUAAAAUUGUGUGAAAUUCAAUGAAAAGUGUUUAUAUAUGAUCAAUAAAGUGUA